UAUUAUUAUAUUGUCCUAAACUAUUGGACUGCGGUAUGAUGAGUUGGCCUGUCCUGGCCUCUCUCUCCUUUGGUGCUGGGGUCUCCUUAGGCUUCCUAUCCCAGACCCACCCAUUGGCCCGGCCCGGGCGCCUCCUCUCUGCCGAUUGGCCCUUCCUGGGAGGCGUGGGCGGGGCAGAGCUUCGGCGGGCUGUAUAAAGCGCGCCCCGUCGGAGCCGGGCCAUAGACGCCUUGGCGAUGGGCUGGGCGGCGCUGGAGCUGCUGGGGCUGGCGCUGGCCGUGCUGGGCUGGGCGGGGGCGCUGCUGGUGGCGGCGCUGCCCAUGUGGCGGGUCUCGGCCUUCCUGGAGCACAACAUCGUGGUGGCGCAGAGCACGUGGGAGGGCCUGUGGAUGGACUGCGUGGUGCAGAGCACGGGCCAGAUGCAGUGCAAGCUCCACGACUCGGUGCUGGCGCUGCGGCCGGAGGUGCAGGCCGGGCGGACGCUGACGGUGCUGGCGGCGCUGCUGGGCCUGGCCGCGCUGCUGGUGACGGUGGCCGGGGCGCGGUGCACCACCUGCCUCAAGGGCGGGCGCCUCAAGGCGCGGGUAGCGGGCGGCGGAGGGGCGCUCUUCGCCGCCUGCGGCCUCCUGGUCCUAGUGCCGCCCUCCUGGUUCGCCCACCUCAUCAUCCGCAACUUCUACGACCCCGCCGUCCAGGCCUCGCAGAAGCGCGAGAUGGGCGCCGCGCUCUACCUGGGCUGGACCGCCGCCGCCCUGCUCCUCCUCGGCGGGUCGCUCAUCCUCACCGCCGCCCUCCAGAGCCAGAGCCAGGCCCAGGGCCCGGCCUUCCCCGUCAAGUACGCCGCCCCCAGGAGGAGCCCCGCCAACAGCCCCACCGCCGAGUACGACAAGAAGAACUACGUCUGAGACCCAGUGCAGACGCUAAGGAGCAGGCCUGGGCCAACUUGGGCCCUCCAGGGGGGUUGGAGUCCAACUCCCACCAUUCCUAACAGCCGGUAGGCUGUUAGGAAUGGUGGGAGUUGGAGCCCAACCCCCCUGGAGGGCCCAAGUUGGCUCAGGCCUGCUCUGGAAGCCUUCCAAGGGCCCUGAAUGAUGCCCAUAAGGUGCGCACCCAGACUCACCCUCUCCCAGACUGAUUCUCCAGCCUUCUCUGCCUCUUGGUGUUCUUCAAAGUGCCCGAAAGUUGCCCACACAAGCCAGGAUGAAGACCAGCCCAUGCCUGGACUGUUUUCCACCAUUUCUGUCCCCCUGAAAGAUGCCCACCCAGACUCGUCCUCUCCUAGACUCUUAGACUGAUUCUCCACCCUUCUCUGCCUCUCUGUCCCCAUCAAAAUGCCCUGAAAGGUGCCCAUCCAGACUCGCCCUCUGCUGGACUGAUUCUCCACCCUUCCACGCCUCGAAAGAUGCCCUGAAAGAUGCCCACACAGACCUGCUGUCUUCUAGACUGAUUCUCCUUUCUUCUCUGCCUCUCGGUGCCCAUCAAAAUGCCCCGAAAGGUGCCCACCCAGACUCACCCUCUCCUGGACUGAUUCUCCAUUCUCUGCUUCUCAGUGCCCAUCAAAGUGCCCUGAAAGAUGCCCACACACACCAAGAUGAAGACUGGCCCUCUCCUGGACUGCUUUUUGGCAUUUCUGUGCCUCUCGCUGCCUGUCAAAAUGCCCUGAAAGACGGCCACGCAGACUUACCCUCUCCACCCUCCUGCACCUCGAAGUACCCCAAAAGGUGCCCACGCAGGCCAGGAUGAAGACUGGCCCUCGUCUGGACUGUUUUUCGCCCUUUCUGUGCCCUGAAAGAUGCCCACCCAGACCGGUCCUCUCCUAGACUAAUUCUCCAUUCUUCUCUGUCUUUCGAUGCCCACCCAGACUUGCCCUCUCCUGGAUGGAUUCUCCACACUUGUGCACCUCAAAGUGCCCCGAAAGGUGCCUGCACAGGUCAGGGUGAAGACUGGCUCUUUCCUGAACUGCUUUUAUAUCUUUAUGUGCCUAUCAAAGUGCCCUGAAAGGUGCCCACCGGCACUCGCCCUCUCCUGGACUCAUUCUCUACCCUUCUCUGCCUCUCGGUGCCCUUCCAAGGGCCCGGAAAGAUGCCAUUCUGUUCCUUCCAAGGGCCACAGAGAGAUGCCAGCUCUCCCCGAUUCCCUCCCCGAUUCUGUGCCUCUCAGGGACCUGAAGGAUGCCAGCUCAGCCUGGGCCCUCUUCCGGACCACUUCCCACCCUUUCGAUGCCCUUCGAAGUACCCGCAAAGAUGCCAGCACGCAGGCUGUGCCUGAAGACUAGCUCAUUCCUAGGCUUCCUCUCAAUCCUUCAGUUCCCCCAAAGAUGCCCACGCCAGCUGUGGCUGAAGACGAGGGCUCUCCUGGACGUUUUCUCAAUCCUUCUGUGCCCUUUGAAGGGCCCAAAAAGGUGCCACUCGCCAUUUCUGGACCUCCCGAGGUCCCUCCUGAUGCUCUUUGAAGGGCCUUUCCAGUGCCAAAGACUAGCACUCUUCUGGACAUCUAAGUGCCUUUGAAGUGAUCAGAAAGAUGCCAUUUGCUGGUUCUGUGUUUCUAGAGGUGCCUCCGGAUGCCCUUUUGAAAGGAUCCCAAAAGAUGCCAGCUCUCCUGAGCUUCUGUAGCUCGUUCAGGUCCCAAAAGAUGACAACACAGGCACUCUUCUCGCCGUUUUCCAUGCCUCUUGGCACCUAGAAAGAUACCAGCUUAGCCCAGGCUUUUUCUGGGCUGCUUCUCACCAUUUCCGUGCCCCAAAAGAUGCCAAUGCAGGUGGGGCUGAAGACUAACACUCUCCUCGCCUUCUUCUCCCCAACUCCGUGACUCUUCGAUGCUCUUCCAAGGGCCCAGAACCAUGCCAUUUGCCGUUUCUGUGCCCAGAAAGAUGCCAGUUCAGCUUUGGCUCGCGGUGAACACUCUCCCCAGCCUCCGGGCCUUUUGAGAAGACUCUCUUGCAAAAAGAACAAAUUCCUGGGACUUUCUGCGCCUUUAAGGCUUUGGACUCCGCACUGUACUAGUCCUCAUUAAGCGAUUUGCCGCAUUGUUUCUUAAUGAACUGCCUCAGGGGAUGGCCAACACACACAUGCAUCUCUUUUUAAAUUUAUCUAAAUUUAAUUUAUCUAAAUUGUCUGUUUGUACAUUGUACUUGUUGCCCCGCCAAGCGGGUCCCUUGCAUUGUUUCCUAACUGGAAGAAGAGGUUUGGGAUAACCCAUCCGAAAUACAGUCGGCCCUCCGUAUCCACGGAUUUUGCACCCACGGAUCCCAUCUGCCAUGACUUUAAAAAAAUAUUUUUUUUAAAAAAAAUCCCAAAAGCAAAGCUUUCUUUUGCCAAUUUAUAGAAGGGAUGCCGUUUCAGUCCGCCGUUGUAUGUAAUGGGACUGUAUCCGAACUCCAGUGGAUACAGAGGGCCUGGUGUGUAUUCAUUUAAGGCUUGAAUUCUGCACUGUUGUGUUCUCGGUGUGUCAUGCAAAGCAGCGUGACAUCCAUGUUCUUCUUUUAAGUUAAUUUUUUCUCUAAAUUGUGUAUUAAAAAGUGGGUAGGAAUUGAAUUUUCAGCUCAAUUUGGGCCAAAAGGGGCAUCAUGCCAAUUCUAAAUCCACGAUCCCUGCUGCGGCGGAGGUUAUUUCGAUCUAUUUUUUGCCUGCACAAGAGGGCAAAAAAAGAUUGUCGAAUCUUUUGAGUUCGAAAGCCAAUUGGGUUGCUGUGAGUUUUCCAGGCUGUCUGGCCAUGUUCCAGAAGCAUUCUCUCCUGACGUUUCGCCCACAACUAUGGCAGGCAUCCUCAGAGAUUGUGAGGUUCUGUUUGAACCUAGGCAAGCGAGUUUUAUAGAUCUCCAGGGUGGGAGAAAAAAGCUCUUGUCUGUUGGAGGCAAGUGGGAAUGUUCUCAUUGGCCACCUUGAUUAGUAUUGAAUAGCCUUGCAGCUUCAAAGCCUGGCUGCUUCCUGCCUGGAGGAAUCCUUUGUUGGGAGGUGUUAGCAGGCCCUGAUUGUUUCCUGUCUGGAAUUCCCUGAUUUCUGAGUGUUGCUCUUUAUUUACUGUCUGAUUUUAGAGUUAAUACUGGUAGCCAGAUUUUGUUCAUUUUCAUGUUUUCCUCCAUUCUGUUGAAAUUGUCCACAUGUUUGUGGACAAGUGAGAGGAUCCCUCUUGUCCUUUGCUGAACGUAGCAUUUGUUGGAUUUUCUUAAUGGGUCUGUAGAUAGUUUGCAGGUUGUGUUUCUCCAUCAACUUCCAUAUCUAUCAGUGUGUGUAGGUUUUCUGUAAACUGUGUGGCCCAAUUGUGGAUUGAGUUGAUUCUGGAAUAUAGCCAUAUAGCUUGGAAAGCUGACAGCAACCCAGUGAUUCCGGCCAUGAAAGCCUUUGACAACACGUUGAAAGCCAAAUCUUUGAGCAUUGUGGUGGAUUCGAUCCCAAUUUUAAGCAAUGUGUGGAUCCCCUGGGCCUGAACUACAGCCUUCCUGAGAAGUUUCUUUUCAAAAUAUGUGUGGAGUUUGCAUACAUGAUUUUUUUUAAAAAGUUUUUUUGAAUGACCAUUUCAGUAUUACAUUCUUACCUCCAAAUAAAACUUUGUAAUGCAUUUGGUGCGGGAUCGGACGCCGGUACUGGAUCAGACGCAAUUUCAUGUAAUCUUGGGGAGGGAGGUGGGAAUUCAUCGGUGUUUUCAAAUCCAAGACCUUUGUACAUUUUAUAUUCUCUGUUUAUUUAUAAUAUAUUAUAUAUAACACA
Molecule: messenger RNA, 4706 nt
Organism: Anolis carolinensis (green anole)
Lineage: Eukaryota; Metazoa; Chordata; Lepidosauria; Squamata; Anolidae
Gene: cldn5
Product: claudin 5
Exons: 1
Coding region: 237-905 (222 amino acids)
Biological process (GO): cell adhesion; bicellular tight junction assembly
Cellular component (GO): bicellular tight junction; plasma membrane
Molecular function (GO): structural molecule activity
Source: RefSeq, a predicted model, not a curated record